AUGCCUUCAUAUCUGAAUUCGUCUCGAAUCCGAAAACCAGCUUCUGCUUCGCUUCGGCGGCAUUCCUCGUCCCCGUUUUCCGGCGCCACGAGAGUUAAGCCAUCGAUCCAACGCGCCAAGUCCCUCGCGGAGGCAUACGUGAAGGCCAAUGCUGCAGACAAUGAUGGAGAGGAUGAGGAUGACCGGCUCGAUGCCACCGGCGUUACGCUGUCAAUUAUGCCCGACCCUGCGGUGGUAGACGUUUUGUCUGCUAUGCGCCACGCAACAGAAUCAAUGUUCUGUUCGAUACCGGAGAGAGCAGGAAUGAACAGCACGCGUAUAGCAGAAGUGCUAAAUUUUCAAAAGAAUCUGCCGCCGCUGGUCUCGUUGGCACAUGUCCAUGCGUUGAUCUCUGCUUCAUCGAAGACAGAACGCGAGAUCAGCACCCUGAUCGCGAGUGGCGAAAUUCGUAGAAUCAAGGUUGCUGGUCGCGGCAACGACAUCAGUGGCGCCUCUGACUUUCUCAUGACCACAGCUUCUCUACAGAAACUGCUUCACGACUCUGGCAUUGCUGCAGAUGUCUCCGACAACUACUUACACCUUCUCAAGCAGCACCCCCGCGCCACUUCCCUCCCUUCAGGUCUCCUCUCGCCAACCCACAUCACAGCCCUCACUAAAGCGGGUUUCCUCGUUUCUACCAGCAGCAUAACCCGCAACUUGUCCCUCUCCGGCUCUUCCCUCACCGCCACCUCCGCCAUCUCUCGCGCCUUCUCCGGCUCUUCCGGUGCCGUCGGCGGUGAAGCUGCUUUCGAAAACCUCGGCGGAGUCGGGUCUGCCAAACGCUUCACCUCCUCCGCCUCCUCAUCCUCCACCGCCCAUCUCCUGGUUUCUGUGCCUAACAUCGGCGCGUACAUUCGUCUGCUCAACGCCGGCCGAGCCCAUCUAGUGGAGUUAUUGAACAAGUCCAGCUACAAGGAGGCACCGAUGUAUCUGCUGAGAGAGCGGUGGGACGGCGCGGUGGAUGGUGAGAGCAGUGCGAGCAAGGCAAGAAUGGUUAGAGGCGUGUUUAGUGAGGUGAUGCCUGCGAAGACCAAGAAAUGGCGGAACUUGUGGGGGUUACGUUUUGUGUGGGCUCUGGAGGAGUGUCUGGGGACUGGGAUGGUGGAAGGUUUCGAAACUGGAAGUGUGGGCCUUGGGGUUCGAGCGCUGAGGUGA
Messenger RNA from Cyphellophora europaea CBS 101466, 1194 nucleotides. RefSeq lists its product as uncharacterized. The transcript has a single exon. The coding region runs from base 1 to 1194 and encodes 397 amino acids. Lineage: Eukaryota; Fungi; Ascomycota; Eurotiomycetes; Chaetothyriales; Cyphellophoraceae. The record is from RefSeq and is a predicted model, not a curated record. Gene Ontology annotation, molecular function: protein serine/threonine kinase activity. Gene Ontology annotation, biological process: protein phosphorylation; positive regulation of Ras protein signal transduction.